Fraxinus pennsylvanica is the source of this 2055-nucleotide messenger RNA. NCBI's taxonomy places the organism in Eukaryota, Viridiplantae, Streptophyta, Magnoliopsida, Lamiales, Oleaceae. The record is from the annotation of a GenBank genome assembly.
AUGGAUUCCAAAGGUUUCUCUCUCUUCAUCUACUUCUCUCUCUUCCGAUACAUCUCAUCCCUUGAAUUUAUCUUCAAUUCUUUCAAUUCCUCUUCUGUUAAUCUCUACGGCAAUGCCACCAUUGAAUCGUCAAUUCUCACUCUUACAACUGAUGCAAACUUCUCCAUUGGAAGAGCCCUUUAUCCUCAAUCAAUACCUACUAGACCUUCAAACUCAUCCCAACUCCUCCCCUUCUCAACUUCCUUCAUUUUCUCCAUCUCUCCAUAUCCUAACCGCCUCCCUGGACAUGGCUUUGCCUUCCUUUUCACACCAUCGACUGGCAUAAAUGGCACGAAUUCAGCUCAGCACCUUGGCCUGCUCAAUUUCACGAAUAAUGGUAACUCAAACAACCAUGUCUUUGCCAUCAAGUUUGAUGUGUUCAAGAACCAAGAAUUCAAUGAUCUUAAUGAUAAUCAUGUUGGUAUCAAUGUGAAUUCUCUCACUUCUGAAGAAAUGCAUGAGGCUGGAUACUGGGUUGGAAAUGAUGAAGAUUAUGAUAAUGAGUAUGAUGUUGGAUUGGAAUUUCGCCCUCUGAGGUUGAACAAUGGAGACAACAUUCAAGUUUGGAUCGAUUAUAUGGAUUCUCGAGUGAAUGUUACUAUGGCACCUGUAGGUAUGGACAGACCUAUUAGGCCGUUGAUUGAUUAUCCAGUAGACAUAUCAGAGGUUUUACUGGGUCAAAUGUAUGUUGGAUUUUGUGCUGCCACUGGAGCAUUAGUUGAAAGUCAUAGGAUUCUGUCAUGGAGCUUUAGCAAUUCCAAUUUUUCCAUUGGUGAUGCUUUAGUCACUGAAGAUCUACCAUCUUUUGUUGCUUCAAAGGCUUCCUUUUUUCGUUCCAAAGGCUUUAUUGCAGGGAUUACUGUGGGCAGUGUUUUCACUAUUCUAUGUGCAGUCACAAUUUACGUGUUUUUGCUACGGAGAAGGAAAAAGGGAAAGGGUAGAGAACUCGAAGAAUGGGAAUUGGAGUACUGGCCUCAUCGCAUGGAUUAUCAAGAAAUUUAUUCUGCAACAAAAGGUUUUGCGAAGGAAAAUGUAAUCGGCUGUGGAGGAAAUGGGCAAGUCUUUAAAGGGGUAUUGGCAGGAGGAAUAGAAGUGGCUGUGAAGCGAUUUUCACUUGAAAAUGAGCGUGGAAUGAGAGAUUUCUUGGCUGAAAUAUCAAGUUUAGGUAGAUUGAAGCAUAGAAAUUUGGUGUCAUUGAGAGGUUGGUGUAACACAGAGAGAAGAAGCCUACUUUUGAUAUACGAUUAUAUGGAAAAUGGAAGUUUGGAUAAAUGGCUUUUUGAUUGUGGCAGAAAUGUGGUGCUGAAUUGGGAAGACAGGAUGGCGGUCUUAAAAGAUGUGGCUUCUGGGGUCUUUUAUUUGCACGAUGGGUGGGAAUCUAAGGUGCUGCAUAGAGAUAUUAAGGCAAGCAAUGUGUUACUAGACCAGGACAUGAAUGCAAAACUGGCAGAUUUUGGCUUGGCUAGAAUGCACGAUCAUGGACAAUUGGCUAGUAUGACCCAAGUUGUAGGCACCGUGGGAUACAUGGCACCAGAACUGGUUCGUACUGGACGCCCUUCAGCUCAAACUGAUAUUUUUGGUUUCGGGGUGUUGGUUUUAGAGGUGGUGUGUGGGCGGAAACCAAUAGAAGAAGGGAAGCAAACCCUGGUUGAGUGGGUUUAUGGGCUAAUGGAAAGAGGGGAACUGAUCAAUGCAUUAGAUGAGAGGCUGAAGAGAAAUGGCAAAUUCGACCAACUAGAAGUUGAAAAUGCGUUGCGCUUGGCCUUACGGUGCACGAAUCCAGAUCCAAAUGCACGUCCUUCAAUGAGACUAAUCUUGAAGAAACUGCAAAUGCAGGGAGCGGAAUCUGAAGAAGUGACAAUUGACAUGCUUACUGAUAUACAUUCACCUGAGAGAUGGUUUUAUUAUCAUCAGAAUAUUGGAUCUGAACUUCCGACAUUAGAAGAUAUACGAAAUGGGCUACUCUCCUCGUCCAUUCCUAGGAGCACAUCAGAUAUCAGUUUAACGGGUCGAUAA